Cephus cinctus (wheat stem sawfly) is the source of this 944-nucleotide messenger RNA. RefSeq lists its product as uncharacterized. The record is from RefSeq and is a predicted model, not a curated record. The coding region runs from base 167 to 541 and encodes 124 amino acids. NCBI's taxonomy places the organism in Eukaryota, Metazoa, Arthropoda, Insecta, Hymenoptera, Cephidae. Gene Ontology annotation, biological process: mitochondrial respirasome assembly. The transcript has 4 exons.
UUACUUGCCUACUUUAUGAGGUAACUCCUGCCAACUUCACACGUAUCUAACAAUUCAGAAUUGUCCAGUACAUGUUCACAGUCAUUGUACUCGGACAAAUUAUGUCAAUUUUCUCAUGAGAAAGCUUAUGCGAACUCAAAAUCUAAUUCUAUAAUCCUAAACGGAAAUGUCUCGGCAGAAAGUGGAAAAAAAUGGUAGCGCAGGAAAAUGCGAAUUGAGCGUUUGGUGUCGCGCAAUUACAGCUAAUUCCGAAUGGCCUGACAAGGAGGAAUUUCUUGACGUGAUAUACUGGGCACGGCAAGCCAUUGGAAUAGUUGUUGGUAUUGUCUGGGGACUUAUACCACUCAAAGGCUUUGUUGCCUUAUUGUUAUUUGUUUUAGUCAAUGCAGGAACUACUUAUGUGUACUUCAGCAAUUUUCAGCAAGUUGAUGAGGAGGAAUAUGGCGGUGCAUGGGAGCUCACAAAAGAAGGUUUUAUGACCUCAUUUGCUGGUUUUUUGGUAACUUGGAUAAUAAUAUAUUCAGGAUUGCACUUUGAUUGAAUAUAGACAACGAGAAGAACUGUUGCAUAGUGCAGACUGUCAGAGGAACUAGCAAUAAUACAUUUGUCUUUUUCUUGCGAUGAGCCAAUCGGAAUAUCAGUUAUUUCUGCAAUGGUAUUUACUGCAGUCAAAUUUAUAAUUGUAUAAAGCAUAAUGGGAAAUGUCUUUGAGACAUCUGUGUAAGACCAUCUAUAGGCAAGUUAACUCUGCCAAAUGUCUAUUGACUCGUACAAAAUAUUCUGUAUCUUUUCAUUCAACAAAAUUUAAUGUACCUCAGAGGAAUAUAUUAAGAAUGUUCAAUGUUUUAAAGAAUUUAUUCGAAAUGUGACCAUUGAACAUAUAAGGUAACAAUUGCUAUCGAAUGUAAAAUUUUCGAGUGCGGAAUACACGAUCUUUCGAAUUU